AUGGGUCAAGACAUAACCGAAUUGAAAGCCUUUAAGGAAGAAGUAAAUUCUAACUUGCAAAAUCAAGGAGCUGCCAUCCAGAAGUUAGAAAAUCAAAUUGGGUAUUUGUCUAAGCAAACCCCUGGGCCAAGCGUUUCUCAUGCUGCCAAGGUUAUUGCAAGGGAAGAAUGUAAGGCCAUAACCCUCAGAAGUGGAAAGAAGCUAAAGGAGAUCUCAAAGGAAACCACAGAGGAUGAAGCAAAGGAAAAUGUGAGAGACAAGGAACAGGGACAAUCUUUUACACCGUCUACAACAAAAGAAAAAGAAAAAGAGGUCCUGAAGCCUUAUACACCCAAAGCACCAUAUCCUCAACGUUUGAUGAAAAGUGAAAAGGAUGGCCAAUUCUCCAGAUUUUUGGAGAUUUUCAAGAAGCUUCAAAUCAACAUUCCGUUUGCUGAGGCAAUGAGCUAUCCAUCAGAAUCACUAAAGGAAUGCAUGAGGGUGGAUGUAGUGGACAUUGCAGUACAAGAAACCUUUGAGGAAACAACAAAGGAAGUGGCAGAGGAUGAGUUCACCAAGGAUAUUGAAGUUAGUGACAUCAAGGCUGCUGAAACAACCAUGCCAAGCAUGCCAGAGAGAGUGAAAGAAGAGAAGGAAGCACCAAAACCUGAGCUCAAAGCAUUGCCCCCUAAUCUCAAGUAUGCAUACUUGGACAUAGCAAACUUCAAGGCCACUGGGAGUUUGCCGUUGGAAUUUAACAAGCAUCAAAGGAAGAAAUUGGUAAAUAAUGCCAAAUACUUCAUCUGGGACGAACCAUACUUGUUCAAAAAAUGUUCGGAUGGCAUACUCAGAAGAUGCAUAUCAGAGGAAGAAGGAAGGGAACACUGCCAUGAAUGCCAGAAAGCGGGGAACCUGCCAAGAAGAAAUGAAAUGCCACAACAAUUCAUUCUGGAACUUGAAUUGUUUGAUGUAUGGGGGAUAGAUUUCAUGGGACCCUUUCCCACCUCAUACUCAAAUAAUUACAUUCUUGUGGCAGUAGACUAUGUCUCCAAAUGGGUUGAAGCAAUAGCAACUCCAACCAAUGAUAAUAAGGUAGUCAUGAACUUCCUCAGAAAACACAUUUUUUGCCGUUUUGGGGUUCCAAGAGCAAUCAUCAGUGAUGGAGGAAGCCACUUCUGCAACAAACCAUUAGAGGCAUUGCUUCUAAAAUAUGGAGUCAAACACAAGGUAGCCACACCAUACCAUCCACAGACAAGUGGGCAAGCCGAAAUAUCUAAUAGGGAACUCAAAAGAAUCCUAGAAAAGACUGUGGGAACUUCAAGGAAGGACUGGUCGAUUAAGCUAGAUGAUGCUCUUUGGGCAUAUAGGACAGCUUUCAAAACACCAAUUGGAAUGUCUCCUUACCAACUAGUAUAUGGAAAAGCUUGCCAUUUGCCACUGGAGUUGGAGCACAAGGCAUUCUGGGCCUUGAAACUCUUGAACUUGGACAGCAAAGCUGCUGGAGAAAGAAGGAUGUUGCAAAUUCAAGAGUUGGAAGAAUUCAGAGCUGAAGCUUAUGAGAAUGCCAAAAUUUACAAAGAAAGAGCAAAGAAGAAGCAUGACAGUAACAUAGCCCCAAGGAAAUUUGAAGAGGGACAAAAAGUAUUGCUCUACAAUUCUAGGCUGAAGCUAUUUCCAGGGAAGCUAAAAUCAAGGUGGUCUGGACCAUUCCUUGUCACCAAGGUCUCCCAAUAUGGACAAGUAGAAAUCAUGGAAGAAAAGUCACAACGAACCUUCACUGUGAAUGGUCAAAGACUCAAACAUUACUUGGGAGAUGUGGAGGAGAAGGACAAGGUUAAAUAUCACCUCAACUGGGGAAGCUGA
Arachis stenosperma is the source of this 1842-nucleotide messenger RNA. RefSeq lists its product as uncharacterized. Bases 1 to 1842 code for a protein of 613 amino acids. The transcript has 4 exons. NCBI's taxonomy places the organism in Eukaryota, Viridiplantae, Streptophyta, Magnoliopsida, Fabales, Fabaceae. The record is from RefSeq and is a predicted model, not a curated record. Gene Ontology annotation, molecular function: nucleic acid binding. Gene Ontology annotation, biological process: DNA integration.